CAUCUCAUCUUCCAUGGCCAAGCCAACGGUCUAGCUCCACACUGGCACCAAUCCAUAUUCCACUCUCUCUCUGCAGCUUCCGGCACCGGCACCGGCGCCGGGAUGAUGGCUUCGCCGUCGCCGUCGACCCCCCUCUCCCCCUCACCUGCUCCUGCUCCUCCUCCUCCAGUUCCCGUCCCUCUUCGCUCCGAACGAAAUUCGAAAUGCCCGCCAAAUCCCGGCGGUCUCCUCCUCCCCCGCCGGUCCGGUCUCGGGCCGGAGCUCUCGAGCCUCCGUCGAGCGCCGCCGCGGACGCCGCUCCUUCAGCCGGAGACGCGCUUCGCGUCUCGAGGAGGAGGAGGAAGCUCCUGUCGGUAGCCGCGUUGCCGUUUCUCCUGCAGUUGCGCGAUUGCGCGGAGGGAAUCGUCGCCAGCGCCGCCGAGUUAGAUAUCGGCGAAUACACGAUGAUAAAGGAAGAGGUCAGAAAGGUAGUUUCCAAGGCGAAGGCUGCUGGUGUGCUUCGUUUGGUAUUUCAUGAUGCUGGAACCUUUGAAAUGGGUGAAAACUCAGGUGGUAUGAAUGGUUCCAUAGUUUAUGAACUUGAAAGGCCCGAAAAUGCUGGGCUAAAAAAGCCUAUGAAGAUCCUAGAGAAAGCAAAGGGCGAGGUGGAUGCAAAGAGACCAGUGUCCUGGGCGGACAUGAUAGCUAUGGCUGGAGCUGAAGCAGUUUCUGUUUGUGGAGGUCCAACUAUUCCAGUUGUUCUGGGCAGACUUGACUCGAUGAAGCCUGAUCCUGAAGGAAGACUUCCCGAAGAAACUCUUGAUGCUUUUGGUUUAAAGCAGUGUUUUCAGAGAAAGGGCUUAUCGACACAAGAACUUGUUGCGUUGUCUGGAGCCCAUACCCUCGGCAGUAAAGGUUUUGGCAGUCCGAUUGUUUUUGACAAUUCAUACUACAAGGUUCUUCUAGAGAAACCCUGGAUGUCUUCAGCUGGUAUGUCAAGUAUGGUAGGACUUCCUUCUGAUCGUGCACUUGUUGAGGAUGAUGAAUGCUUAAGAUGGAUUGAGAAAUAUGCAAAUGAUCAGAACUCGUUCUUCAAAGAUUUCAAGAAUGCUUAUGUCAAGUUAGUAAAUUCUGGUGCAAGGUGGAGAAGCUUGUGAAGCUUUCCAUCUCAUGGUGGCAAAUUACGCUGUUUUUGCAUCGGGUGCUGUUGGAGCCCAAUCCUACAAGGGCUAAGGGCACAUGCGGAGUCGGUUUUUGUACCUCCCAAAGUCGCAUCAGAGGAUGAAAGUCCUGUUGUUUGGAAAGCACAGAAGAUCUUGUAACCAACAAAUUUCUCCCACCGAAGGCUGUUUAAAUGAACAAUGGGCCAAGCAUGCAUGUUUAACUGGAAAACUGUGCUACCGUUUCAUUGACAUGGUACGUCAGGAGUCUUAUUUUACAGUUUAACAUUUGUAGUUAUGUUGAGCUCGAUUUUUGUUGGCCACACUACUCGACACAGAUUUGCUCAUAGUAUGCAGAGAUGAACAGUGAUAAAGAAAUGAUCAGUAAAUGUAGACACGAUUGCAUGUUUCUCUUCA
Messenger RNA from Syzygium oleosum, 1556 nucleotides. RefSeq names its product putative L-ascorbate peroxidase 6. Gene Ontology annotation, molecular function: heme binding; peroxidase activity. The transcript is spliced from 10 exons. NCBI's taxonomy places the organism in Eukaryota, Viridiplantae, Streptophyta, Magnoliopsida, Myrtales, Myrtaceae. The record is from RefSeq and is a predicted model, not a curated record. Gene Ontology annotation, biological process: response to reactive oxygen species; cellular response to oxidative stress; hydrogen peroxide catabolic process. Bases 204 to 1136 code for a protein of 310 amino acids.